CUGUAUUUUUCAAAUUUCAUUUUUCUUAUAAUUAUUUUAGACUUAUUAAUCUUAUUGUUACUAUUGAGAUGGAUUCACAUCAAAGUGGCGUUAAGAAUGUAUUAAAGGAUUGGCCGGAAAAAUACAGAGAUAUUUAUGCUCGUGUUUUGCAUGGUGUUUCCUCUGAGUACCCAGGUGUGGCUUGGUCAAGAUAUGAAGAAUUUACUUAUUUGAUUCCUAGAUUCGACACUCAUAAUGGUCUUAGUCCUGGUCACAACGUUAGAUUCUUAGUGAAGGUUGAUCCUGUUGGUGAUAAAGAUUUUACAGUCAAAUUUUUCAAAGUGAAUUGUGUUUUAUCCGAUGAAUUUCCUCAACGAUGCUUUAGUAAGGAACUCGGAGAAGUUUUUCUCCCACCUCGAGGUUUAAACGCUACUCCAAUUCCAAAUGUGGUAUAUGAGGCAUUCGUCGAUUGCAAACUAUUUAUCCGAAAUGAUGAUGGUUCAAGAGUUAGUGCAGCCACUCAAGUUGAAAUUCGUCCUGAAUUGGUCAAACUUAUCCGUGUUAAACCACUGCAAAGCAAAUUGUACAGUGAGCAUGUCGACAUUCUUCGAAUUUGUCCAUGGAAUACAAAAAAAGUUGAGAGUGGAGAAAUUAAACCGCAACUUAUUUAUUGGGACUAUGGAGAAGAAGGAAUUGUUCAUUUUUAUAAACAAAACCAAAACAAACCUCCUUUUCCGACAAGAGCGCUUUCAAAAGUUCGCCUUUGGUACUUUGAAAACAACCGUGUUAUUCGUGCACGUUGGCCAAGGACUCAAGUCAAAAUUACUUUGGGAAUGGAGAGAAUGAUUUGGGAAAGUAUUUCAGUUGAUAUCCGUUUACGUUAUCCUCCAUUAAAUGAAGGGCAAUUUUUCUUUGAAUUCAUUUCGUGUUAUUAUGUUCAGAAUUAUCGUUUAUCGAAGGAAGGAGAGGCUACACAAAGUCAACUAGAGAAACGGAUUGUUAUUGAUAGCGGAAAUCCAGUAAAUGAGUAUUUUGUCCGAAUUCGCGAGUCACCAUUGUUCAAAAAUUUGUAUAUUUGUGAUCCAUUUGAAAAUAUUUUAAUUGCUGAUCCUAAAUUUAUUUUGCGAAAUGUUUCUUUGGAUGCCCAUAGAGAGAAGGGAUGUCCUGUAUGGGUUAGACUUGAACCAGAACAUGAGCGUUUGGCGCAUUUUUCCAUUUCAGAAUUAAAUAAAAGUAUUGGAGAAUUUUCUGCUUCUGAGAAGAUGAUGAGCUAUCCAAAUAUAUUUGGAAUUGGUCUAAUAGUUGAUUUAGAAACAAAUGCUAUAUUUUCUGAAAAUCACCCGCAAAAGCGUAUUUUUCUCUCCAAUCCAGACAUUUUUAAUAUAAAAAUGGGACACUUCUUCUAUUUUUCUGCUGCUUAUUGGCCACUAAAACAAGUUUAUCUAAUUGGAAAUUAUCAACUUAUUUCAGAAGAACGACGUAAACCAAUUGACACUUAUUAUCUGGGGAACAAGCUUAUUUUCGAGGAUUAUUUUCGUUGUUAUAUUUUCCAAAUGGAUGAUACUCACAUGAGCAGAAAUUUUGGACCAAUUUCUGAUUCAAUGGGUUUGAUUACCAGGAAAACAAAAACCGAAGAAGAAGAUUGGCCCACUGAAGGGCAUGGCUAUGUUUGUUUUAACCCUGAUUGGCAAGCCGGACGUUCAUCUCAAUUUAUUCUUUAUUCAUUGGAAUUAGACAGAACAGCGAAAUGUGUUACUAGUUCUUAUAUACAACAGAAAGAAUUAAAAUGGUGGCAACAUCAACAUAAAGAUGCCCAUGAACUUUGUCGAUGUGAUGAAAUUUGGCAUUUGCUUUAUUCGAUUAAACAAAAAUCAGAAGAAUUUUUUGAUGAAGAAAAAAGAGAAAAUUUAAAAAAUACAUUGAAAGUGUAUCAAAAUGAAACUUGUCUCAACUAAAAGAUUGACUUUGGGAUUAUUGGUGGAUUUUUUUUCUUGCUUUUUUGUUGACUUACUCUGUGAGACUUCAUUUGUUUAGAUUAUGUUAAUCAUUAUUUUUUAUAUUCAAUCGAAUUUUUGUUUUGUAUUUCCCUUCAAUUUUGCACCACUCACAACACAUUUUGACUUGUUAAUUGUUGUGAAUUUUAACAAA
Messenger RNA from Meloidogyne enterolobii, 2127 nucleotides. Lineage: Eukaryota; Metazoa; Nematoda; Chromadorea; Rhabditida; Meloidogynidae. The record is from the annotation of a GenBank genome assembly.